UGUUGGAGGAAAAGGGAGCCCGGAAGGUCCUGGUUUUGGCGCCGACUCCACUGCCGCCAGCCUGCUCCGCGAUGCUGGUUGUUGGCUCCGAGCUGCAGUCUGGCGUUCAGCAGCUGGGCGCAGAAGCCCCGCAGCAUGGAGAACUCCAGUACCUGAAGCAGGUGGAGCACAUUUUGCGCUGCGGCUUCAAGAAGGAGGACCGCACGGGCACUGGCACCCUGUCGGUGUUCGGCAUGCAGGCACGAUACAGCCUGAGAGAUGAAUUUCCUCUGCUUACAACCAAACGAGUGUUCUGGAAAGGUGUUUUGGAGGAGUUGUUGUGGUUUAUCAAGGGAUCCACAAAUGCUAAAGAAUUGUCCGCCAAGGGAGUGAGAAUUUGGGAUGCCAAUGGGUCCCGAGACUUUUUGGACAGCUUGGGAUUCUCUGCCCGACAGGAAGGGGACCUGGGCCCAGUUUAUGGUUUCCAGUGGAGGCAUUUUGGAGCAGACUACAAAGAUAUGGAUUCAGAUUAUUCGGGACAAGGAGUAGACCAGCUGCAAAAAGUGAUUGACACUAUUAAAACCAACCCUGAUGACAGAAGAAUCAUCAUGUGUGCCUGGAACCCAAAAGAUCUUCCCCUGAUGGCACUGCCUCCUUGCCAUGCCCUCUGUCAAUUCUAUGUGGUGAAUGGGGAGCUAUCUUGCCAGCUUUACCAGAGGUCAGGAGAUAUGGGUCUGGGCGUGCCCUUCAACAUUGCCAGCUAUGCUCUGCUCACCUACAUGAUUGCACAUAUCACGGGUCUGCAGCCAGGUGAUUUUGUCCAUACUUUGGGAGAUGCACAUAUUUAUCUGAAUCAUAUAGAGCCCCUGAAAAUUCAGCUACAGCGAGAACCAAGACCUUUCCCAAAACUCAAAAUCCUUCGAAAAGUUGAGACAAUCGAUGAUUUCAAAGUUGAAGACUUUCAGAUUGAAGGGUAUAAUCCACAUCCAACAAUUAAAAUGGAAAUGGCUAUUUAGAGUGCUUUCAGUGAUGCUGUGAAUAUCACCAGUCUUUCAUCUAAAGUGCCAUUGAGAAACUGCCUUUCCUUUAGUAUUUACUGAAGGAGAUUCAGUGUAUUUCUCUAACCCUGAAAUAUGUUAGUGUUCAUUUAUAAAUGUUUUAUAUGCUAUAACAAUAAUUGCUUUACAUUUGUCUGUUUCUAAAACAGUUUUUGUGUGAGCAUAUAGGUCAGAGAGAGCUCAAUUUGAGUUUAGGCUUAGUGUCUCAGGCUCAGUUUCAUCCUAGAAUAGAUUGACCUGAAAACUUAAUGCCUUCAUUAGCUUAUUAUUGAGACAGUCUUAUGUAUCUCAGGCUGACCUCAAACACUUGGUAGCUGAGGGUGAAUUUAUUCCUCAUGCUCCUGACUCUCCCUUUUAUCUGCUGGGAUUAUAGGCAUGGACUAUUUCUUUCUGCUGCCUGCAGAUCAAGAUAUGGCCAUAUCAGCAGCCCAGGACUUAUAAAAACAAAACCCAUAAGAUUAUUCUGCCUACGUGUAGACAGGGUCUCAUUUUAACAUAUAUGUCUUGCAGUUGUCCUAGUCAUCUUUUUGAGCAGAGCAAGCAAGUUUGAUUACAAAGGCAAAAGUGGCAGUCUGACCUUUUAUCUUGCUAGAACAGCAAAUUUUAUAAGACCAGUCAGCUUUAGACUUCAACAUCUGGUUAAUAAAAAGGAAAGUGGACAGACUAUAUACAGUCUGUAUAAGCUAAGGGUUUAUAUGCUAGAGGCAUGUGAAUGUCAUGUUAACUAUCACAAGAUAUGGUUUAAAUCACAUUUUAAGAUUUGUUUGGGGGUAUGUAUGGGAGGACAUGUCUCACACUUUCGCCCUGGCUAGCCUGGAGCUAAGUAUGCGGCCUCAGGCUUGUGACAGCACUUAACUGGGAGCGCCAAUGCCUGGCUAAGACAGUUUUAUAAGAGUUUUGCAGUGUGAAGAAAUAUGAUUUGUUUCCAUUUAAUUUCAGUGGGGUGAUAAGUCUCUAAAAUGCUUAGACUGAAAUUAUUUCAGGACAAAGCAGUGGAUCCUUUUUGUUGCACUUAGUACUGCAGAACCAGUUUUAUUCUGAUUUAUAACAAGUAUUAGAAUGAGGAAUUAUUACAACAAAUUUUUUUUUAAAGUAAAUUUGCUUUACAUUUAAGUAGAAUACUGACUUGUUGACUAUCAACUGAACUGUGAUCACAGCUGAUUCCUGAGGUGAAUAUGACUCAAGGCUAGACUUGAUUUUUUUAAGCAUUUCACUUCAGACAAAAAGUGUUAGGGUUAGGCCUGAACACAUAAAUCUUGAGCAGCAAGGAGUUCUUCCAGAUUUCUCCAUCUGGGUAUUGGUGUUUCUUUACAGAUUUUUCCUUCAUUUCUGUUGAGUAGCCUGCGUACUAGCAGAGACAGAUUGACACAUGUUAACACCGAUUCUGCUGCUAAAUCUAAUUUAGAGGUAAUUCAGUAUUUAAGAAAUGGGCUGGAGAGAUGGCUCAGCAGUUGAGAGUGCUUGCUGCACUUCCAAAGUACCAGUGUAGUUUAGCACCUAUGUUAAGCAACCUUUUGUAAUUACAGUUCCAGAUUUCCUUCUUUGGCCACCAAGGGCGCCUACCCACAUAUAUACACGUAAUUAAAAAUAAAACUUUAAUAUGCAAGGGUUUUUGUUUGUUUGUUUGAAAGAAGAUUGAGGGCCAUACUUUACUGGCUACUUAACCAGGAUGGUCAGUGAAAGUAAAACUUCAGUAGUUUAAUAUCUGUUGGUGCUAAUGAGCCAUAAUCUGGAUAAAAUCAGGAUAAAUGGCCCAGGUUAUCAAUGUGCAGAUGCUGCUGGCUUUUGGGAAGAAGGAAUGUGUGUUUGUUUUAAGGGCUCAGCAACUGGAAAUAUGACAAUAGCUCUGUGUCUUAAGAUUUCUGUUGUGGCUAGGCGGUGGUGGCCCACGCCUUUAAUCCCAGCGCUUGGGAGGCAGGCGGAUUUCUGAGUUCUAGGCCAGCCUGGUCUACAGAGUGAGUUCCAGGACAGCCACGGCCACACAGAAACCCUGUCUUGAAGAAAAAAAAAAAGAUUUCUAUUGUGAUAAAACUGAUAAAAGCACCUUGGGGAGGAGAUAAUUUAUGUCAGCCUAUAUCUCAGGUCACACUCGAUCACCAAGGGAAAUGAGAGCAGGAACUAAGGCAGAGGCUAUUGAGGAAUGCUGCUUAUUUACUGCUUUGUUCUUAAUGGCUUGCUUAGUUUACCUUAUAUCAUCUUGGACUAUACCUGUUCAGGUGUGGAUCCACCUUAUGUCAUCUAGGACUAUACACUGUCCCCUAGUAAGCUGGGCCCACCCAUAUCAACAUCAAUUAAAAUGCAUCUUAGUCUUGCCUACAGGCCAGUCUUGUCAUUUUCUCAAUUGAGGUUCCCUCUUCCGUAAUGAAUCUAUCUUGUGUCAAGGUGACAUAAAACUAGUUGCACUCUGACCUUCCUUGAUACUCAUUACUAAAGAGCCAUUUGUUAUUGAAAAUCAAUUCUUUCAGAGACACAAUGGCUUCUGGCAGCAUGUCUGCAGCAUGUCCUAGGCCUCAACUUACCUUGGGAGGCAGAUAUGAAGCAUGUUUGAUUACCAUAGGAUAUUUGAAAUGUUCAUGCAGAUGGUCCACAUAUUCACACAUCCUAGGAAAUUGGAGCAUUAGUGCUUGAAAUUAGAUAACUUAUAAGGUAGCAACUAUGAAAGCAGAAAAGUAUCCUUAAAUGGUAGGCUGAGGAAAUGGCUCAGUGGGUAAAGCAUUUGAAAGCAUAAGGAUCUAGAUUUGAUCUCAGGAACCCAUAUAAAGCUGUGUGGAAGGGCAUGUGUACAGUGAGAUGGGAGGUGGUGACAGAAGAAUCCCUGGAGGCUCGGGUGGGCCAGUUCGCUGCUGUUCAUAGUGGUAAGCAACAAAGAGACCCUAUCUCAGAUUGGGUAGGGAGGUGAAGACUAACAUCUGGGGUUGUCCCCUCCACAACUCUGCCUGCACUCAGCAUGAUACACACAAACAGACAUGAUUCCUUUGCUAGCAGAACUCUUGUCUUGUAUGAAAUCCUAGGUUUGAUCCCCAAGCCUUGGCUGUUACUGCAUGUGUAUAUGCAAAGGGAGUAGCUGAGAUAUACUGUGAAGUUACCUUGAAAGUUUUGUAGUACCCCCACAUCAAUUCAAAUUGCAGAAACUUGGGAUUAUUGUGAUUCCUAAUGCCAAAUGUUAACUAGAUUAAACUGCCAAAUGAGGUUCCUUCUACCUGUUCAGAUGAUUAAAUGAAAAGUACAGGUUUGGAAUUGUAUCAACCUAUUAAAUACAUUAAAAUUC
Molecule: messenger RNA, 4305 nt
Organism: Mastomys coucha (southern multimammate mouse)
Lineage: Eukaryota; Metazoa; Chordata; Mammalia; Rodentia; Muridae
Gene: Tyms
Product: thymidylate synthetase
Exons: 7
Coding region: 72-995 (307 amino acids)
Biological process (GO): dTMP biosynthetic process
Cellular component (GO): cytosol; mitochondrion
Molecular function (GO): thymidylate synthase activity
Source: RefSeq, a predicted model, not a curated record